Nilaparvata lugens (brown planthopper) is the source of this 3802-nucleotide messenger RNA. RefSeq lists its product as uncharacterized. Gene Ontology annotation, cellular component: GET complex. Lineage: Eukaryota; Metazoa; Arthropoda; Insecta; Hemiptera; Delphacidae. The record is from RefSeq and is a predicted model, not a curated record. The transcript is spliced from 4 exons. Gene Ontology annotation, biological process: tail-anchored membrane protein insertion into ER membrane. The coding region runs from base 178 to 888 and encodes 236 amino acids.
UCUCAUGUCGUUUGGGACCGAGAAGAAGAAGCAGACCGCAGACGAUCUUAUAUUUGUACACAUUGGCAUAUAAAUUUAGGUUAGAUUAGAUGAAUUUACAAUUUUAUUAAAUAAAAAUCAACAAAUAUUGAUGUUGUCAAAUUUAAAAAUUGAUUCUAUUGGCUUAUUCAAACGUUUAUGAUGUCAGUGGAUUCUGUAGCAGCUAGACGAGAGGCUAGAAGACGGAAAAUUUUGGAAAAUUCUUCAAAUCGAUUAACAAAAAUAUUGGGUCAGCCUGCUGAUGCAUCCAUAACAGGUGACAUUCCUAUCACAGCGACCAGUGAGCACCAGACUCAGAAUGGAACAGCGCUCCAUGAACAACCAAUGGACUUGUCUUGGACAAGUGGAAUUGUAUCCAAUAGACAACUAGAAGAACAUGAUCAUGAUCGGAAUGACUUUUCAAAUUUCUUGACUGAACAAUCACUUCCAAGAACAACUAGUAUUGGAGCACAAGAAUCAGCUCCACAGGAGCAUUCCAAUCGUAAAGAUAAUAAAAGUUUGUGGAUCAUUUCUUAUAUCCUCCUGGGUCUUGUUGUAAGACUAAUGUUUGAGUUUGAUCUUGGAGUCCUUUUCGCAGAUUCGCUAUGUAUGCCUUUUGUAACGAUGCUGGUGGCGAGGUACAUGACCAAUCCAGAUCUGCUUGAAGGAGGACAAGAUGCAAAUGGACAAGGUUUCAUCAAAUUAGCCCUGAUGAUGUGUGGUAUCCGUCAGACAGCUCUCGACAAAGUAUUUCUAUAUCAAUCACUUAUCACGAAUGUUGUAUUUGAUUUCUCAUUGUAUUUCUUCUCCUUCACUUUGACACACGAGUUAUUCAGCAUUAUCUCACCAAGUUGCUGCCUACUGAAUUGAGUCGGGUCUGGUCAUCCAUCCCAUCAAAAUUUUGAGUGGUAUGGACACAAUUUAUUUUUAUAAACUCGUCAGUCGGUCUUUUCGUUUUUGUAUCCCCUCUUAAAAUUAAAUGAAAAAUGAUACAAUUGAUUUUUUAUUUAUAGUAAACCCCUGUCAUAAAAUUGUUUUUGUGUAUCAUUAGUUUUCUCCGUACUGUUUUUCAAAAAACACUUUUUGAGAAUUUUUCAUUUUUCUGGGACAACCUGUAUUUUAAAUAUUAUUUCUAGCAUUCAUUUAAUCUACCUUUAUUGUUAAUGAUUCUUAAUGUUCAAAUACAUUAUUUCGGCUAAGGAUCAAUAAAAUACUUCAAAUUAUGCAACUUAUUCUUACUUGUGAAUCUUCUUUUUGUCAAGAAUUUGUUCUACUAUUAUAAGCCUCAAAAUAUUUAGGAUCUCAAUACAAAAAAUUGGAAUGCUUGCAACCUAUUUAGUAAUAUUCCUCAUACACUGAUAUUUAUAUAUAUUGAUUUUGAGUCUACUACAUUAUUUUUGGUUCAAUUUCUUGUUCCAUGAAUACCUGGACAAUGCAAUUUAUAUACACAUAUAAUAUCACACAUGCCUUGAAUAUUUCACCAAUUUAGAUUUAGAUAUUGAAAGAUUUGAAUUGUACAGUGCUUUGAAUACUCAAUAGAUUACGUUUACAACGAAUUUCAUCACAUUUAUGUCAUAUUUUUAGAUGGAUAUACAAUAUUUAUAUUUUUUUGUUCUAUUCAAUAUAUCAGUCAAUUGACUCUAAAACUUAUUGUGAAGCGUUUUACAUUAUUUCCAAAGUAAUGAUUGAUAUAAUUUGUACAUUUUCAAAAAUUGGUAUGAGUUAUAAUUUACAUAUUUUGUUUUAUGUAUACUACUGUUGAAUUUAUCUAUUUAUGUGUAUAUUCCAAGUGACUGUCUAGGAAAAUUUUAUUUAUGAUACAUGUUUUAGUUUUUUAUUAUUGUAAGAAUGAAGGUUGAGUAUUGGGUAUACAGAGUCUGCCAAUAAAAUGUCAAUGCUAUUUUUUCCUAAGCAGCAGAGCAAACAAUAUUUUUUAUUGUUAUUCGUCCAGGUCAAAUAAUUGAAUCUUCCAAAAUCACUAAAACGGUUUUAAUAAGAGGUUAAACAGAGUCUGUGCUAGGUGACGUCACUACCAUCCAAGUGAACCAGAGAGCUUACAGUCUUUAAGAAAAAAUACUCCAAUAUUUCACUCCAUGCACCAUGAGAAAAGUUUUCAAACUAUUGGCAGACCCUGAAUAUGAAGAGUGGAUACAAUUAAAAUAAUACAGUACUUUCUCAUGCUUCCAUAACUUCAGUAGACUAUAAUGGGCGUACCUUACAUUAAGAUAAGUAGUUAUUAAGAAAAGAAUACUGGUAUUUAAAAAAUCUCUAGUAUUAAAAAUAAUAAUGGCUUGAAAGUUAAGUAAGAUUGUUGAUAAGUUUAGAUACAAACAUUUAAACAAUCAACAUUUUUUUAAAUUUUGGAAUAUUGUACAAAGUACAAGCAAUUGAAUCAAUAAUAUUCAAAUGCAGUAGAGUCUCGUUCAUCCGAGCUAAUAUGGACUAGAGACACUUACACUUGUAAAACUUGGAUAUAACAUUAUACUCUGUCCAAACUGCCAUGAGCCCUGAAAGAUUAAGCCGACACUCUCUCCCCCACGCGCAGGCACACACACCCAGCCCACCUGCGCCAUUGAUAUAAUAUGUAUACUACGUAGUAUACAAGUACUGUCCCUCCACUCACACAUACAAAUGGAGACUGCGCUUGUGUGAGUGAGUAGUAGGAGGGUUGGCCUAAUCCUUCAGAGCUCAUGCCUGUUUGGACAGAGUAUAGGGUUAGAGCAAUAUAAUAAGAGACUGGCCAAAUUAAUAACGUUAGUUAUUGAAGAAGUGAAUAGUUUCACUUUCUUUUGAAACCCCAUAGCGAUUAGUAUGAUGAAGUUUGAAUAAAGCCUACAGAAAAACCUUGUUCUGAAUAAUAACAGUACGGUAGGCCUAUUACCCAUCUACUAAUAAGAACCGUAGUGAGUUCUGAAUGUAAUAAAGUGGUAUCUUCUUGCUCAACAUUUUCCAGUUUAUUAGAAAUUUAGAGGUCUUCAAUUUUUUAUGUUGUUAGUAGUUAUCACUAUUUCCAGUAAUUUGUCUUUGUUUUCGAGUUGAAUAAUUCAAUUUGAAAAAUUACAUUUGGAAUAUUGCAUAUAAUGCAACUGAAACAGUUUUGGACAUAAGCCCAAAAUUUUACUAGCUUUCUAGCUUAUAACAAAAUAAAUUAUUGAUGGUGAACAAAAUGCUCGUUGAGCGAGACUAUAAUAGGACUACAGAAUAAAUAGGACUACAGUAAGGAUAAAUGUUAAAAUUAAGACUUUUCAAACAAAAUUGAAUUGAAAUAGCUAAGCCUUCUUUUUUGCCAGCUUGAUACACAAAGGUCGAACAGUACUGUUGGGGACUUGCAUAAAUCGAGGCUCUACUGUAUUCAUAAACUUUUUAUUUAAACUCAGUAAUGAAACUAUAGUCAGAAGUAUUAGUUAUAAUUUCAAUUGUGUGAUUAUUGUACGUUUAGGCCUUGUCAAGUUUUCUUCUGAAACUGUAUUUGUUACCGUAAUUAUUUGUUUCCUGAAUAUUUCUCAAGUCAUAAUAUUACAUUGCAAACAACGUGAUUUCUCUUGUGUUUUAAAGUUUUUUUGUCAUAGAUAUAUGUUCUCAAAUAAGCACAUGAAUUUGAUUCAAAAAUUUAUUAUCUAGGAAUGGAGAUACAUAUUAUUUAUUUUUCUCUAUGUUCGUUCAACUUAGGAAAUCUUAGUUUAUAGUAUAUUUUCAGUGUUUGCAAUCCAAUAUUGAGCAAUAAACGAAGACUGAUAGAUUUAUUCAUGAUAAUUGUCUGUGCACGUCUGUAGAUGUAAUUUAC